AUGCUGCGGUGGUCGCGCCUGCUCAGGGAAAUGGCUCCAGAGUUGCAGCUGGAGUACAUCCCGGUCAUCUUCACCCGGACUAUUCUCGGUCCGCAGGGUGGCUUUGCCGGCGAGGAGCGCCUGAUCAAGCGCGAGGUCGCACAGAAGUAUUUAUCGGACGGGAAUGCAGUAACGCCGAACGCGGAGUUCCGUCAAGGUGUGUGGUGCUACAACCCCGAUUCAGAGCAGUACGAUCGCUUCGUUGAGCGAAGUACAGAGUUUCUGGACUUCGCGGCCCGCAAGCGGCAGUGGCUCGACGUGUACUGGCGUGUGAACACAGGCUACCUGCUCUUCGGACGCCAAAGUUGGGGCCAAGGGUGGCUGCUAAACUGCCCACUGCGCAAGAAGGAUGUCGCACAAAAACUGUGGGAGCAGUACAAGGUGCGUGUUGAUCCGAGACUCAUUGAGUUCAGGGAGAAGGAUCGGCGAACAGGCAUUCAAGACUUAGGCCACAACUGGUGUUGGCUGUACUUGCCAGGCGCCGAAGAACUAGCGAUAGACCGCGAAGUGUACGACAACAAGCGUGUCAAGGUGCGUAUGCACAUUCGUAAGAUGUCCAGCUAUGGUGCGCUUUACUGA
This is a messenger RNA of Leishmania braziliensis MHOM/BR/75/M2904, 618 nucleotides long. RefSeq lists its product as hypothetical. The transcript has a single exon. The record is from RefSeq and is a predicted model, not a curated record. The coding region runs from base 1 to 618 and encodes 205 amino acids. NCBI's taxonomy places the organism in Eukaryota, Euglenozoa, Kinetoplastea, Trypanosomatida, Trypanosomatidae.